UCAUCGGCGGCGGCUGCUGUGUCCGCGCGUCCUGGCGGAGGGUCGCGAGAGGUGCCAGUUGCCAUAGUGACAGCGUCCUAGUAAUAGCUUCCGGCGGAAAUGGAAACGACAGCGGGGAAGGGGGCAGAAAGCAGGGAAGACAGAGGCACCAGAGACCUGUGGCGGGGGAUAGGAUCACGUGACCUCGUGAUAAUGCUAUGACAUCACCGUGACAUCAGCAUGGGGUCACACCGAUGCCUGCGCAGAUGGAGGACGGGAGCAAGUGGGUGGAUGGUGAGAUUGUCCUGCUUGAAGAAGAUCCAUCAAUCUGACUGCAGACCGGGGGAUAAUUAAAUCAUCAUUAUCUGUUUUUGCCAAGACAUGAAACCUUUCGAUGAAGCGUGAUGUCCGCAAGUCCACCUUGGAUCUGUACAGAAAAUAUUCAGUUUACAUUUAACAUGAACUUAGGAAGGCUUUAGCUUGGUUUCAGCUCAUUGUCCAGGUGCGACCCCAAGUAGCCCUACACUUUGCCUGGACUAACAAGCCAACUUACAAUUAACCGUCCUCUUAUUUGAACGUCACAAGCCAGUUUGUGCUGAGAGCCAAAUCCUCCUCUAGACACAGAUUGGUACCCCCCAGGGGAAUGCCGCGCAAGGUCAGCGUGGCGGCCUGGGGGGCGGCCCUCUUUAUCUUGUGGAAUGCCAUUCUUCUCCUCUACCUCAUGAGUCGCCCAAAAGGCCCUGAUGCUUUAGACCUUACAGAACACGUAAUACGACUGGCUGAAGAGGCCGAAUCGGAGUUGGAGAAGCAGAAAGGGCUUCUCCAGCAAAUCCACCACUACAGUGGCUUGCUUAACCGCCGGCCUGCUGCACUGAACGCUGCACGUGGCCCUGAGCUCCCCCAGCGACUUUCCAAUGUCUCCUUUCCAUCUCCAACACCUGUGGCCCCUGAGCCACUCUCCGUGGUCAUUCCAGUGCUGGUAGUGGCAUGUGACCGGCCCUCCGUCAGGAAGUGCCUGGACUCCUUACUGAAGUAUCGCCCCUCGGCAGAGCAGUUCCCUAUUAUAGUGAGCCAGGACUGCGCCCAUGCGGAGACCUCAAGGGUCAUUGACUCCUAUGGCCCCGCCAUCACUCAUAUUAACCAGCCUGACCUCUCCGAGGUCCCAGCCCCUCCUGAACACAGAAAGUUCCAAGGUUACUACAAGAUUUCCAGGCACUACAGAUGGGCGCUCAACCAGAUCUUCAGAGUCAUGGGUUACAAAUCGGCCAUCGUAGUGGAGGACGAUCUAGAAGUGGCUCCAGAUUUUUAUGAAUAUUUCCAAGCUACACAUUCCCUACUCCGGCAGGACCCCAGCUUGUGGUGUGUCUCUGCUUGGAAUGACAAUGGCAAGGAGGCUCUGGUGGAUGUCAAGGGCAGCUCCAUACUUUACCGCUCUGACUUUUUCCCCGGCCUCGGCUGGCUGCUGCUUUCGGAGCUGUGGGAAGAACUUGAACCCAAGUGGCCUGCAGCCUUUUGGGAUGACUGGGUCAGGCGUCCUGAGCAGAGAGUCGGCAGGGCUUGCCUGAGACCAGAAUUACCUCGCACUCGAACAUUUGGAAGGAAAGGGGUUAGCCAAGGACAGUUUUUUGACCAGCAUCUGAGAUUCAUCAAGCUGAACCAGGACCCAGUGGCCUUUACUAAGAUAGACCUUUCAUAUCUUCUGAAAGAAAAUUAUGAUCCCUGGUUUCUGGGGCAGGUUUAUGAGGCACCAAAGGCCCGAGUAGAAGAGGUACUCCAAGGGCAAGUGCCCGGUGGCAGGACGGUGAGGGUGGAGUACUCCAAUAGGGACACUUUCAAGGCUAUGGCCAGGGCUUUUGGUGUUAUGGAUGACCUAAAGUCAGGGGUGGCCCGGGUUGCCUACAUGGGAGUUGUGUCAUUUACACACCGGGGCAGAAAGGUGUUUUUGGCUCCCCCUAAGGAUUGGAAAGGUUAUGACCCAUCAUGGACUUAAGGUGAUCUGUGGUUGCUCCAGGUUUAAGGAGAGCAUGGGUGUCAGGAAAGCGAGAGAAUACGUAGGGGACUUUUAUCUCUCUAUGAGAGCUUCAGAGUAUCCAACGUUUUUAGGUGCUAUCUGAUGCCAGGUCUCCCGGAGAUCUGAUAGAACACCAGAAACCACUUAGCUGAACGCCACUAAUUACAAUGCAGAAGCAAUGGCUGGAUCUACAGAAAGAGUUGCUGGAGAGAUGACCAGCUGCCUUUGGACCUAGACGAGGCAGCUCUGCACCUAUGCAUUCAGGAAGUGAUCAUCUCAGUCAACUGUGGUUCCUGGCCAGGGGGAUAGCUUGUCUUCUCAAGCCUCCUCGUUUUAUUACUUCACCUCAAUAAAGUGACCUUUAUACCCAAUGA
This is a messenger RNA of Pseudophryne corroboree (corroboree frog), 2364 nucleotides long. RefSeq names its product alpha-1,3-mannosyl-glycoprotein 2-beta-N-acetylglucosaminyltransferase (gene MGAT1). The transcript has 4 exons. Gene Ontology annotation, cellular component: Golgi apparatus. Bases 623 to 1969 code for a protein of 448 amino acids. Gene Ontology annotation, biological process: protein N-linked glycosylation. Lineage: Eukaryota; Metazoa; Chordata; Amphibia; Anura; Myobatrachidae. The record is from RefSeq and is a predicted model, not a curated record. Gene Ontology annotation, molecular function: alpha-1,3-mannosylglycoprotein 2-beta-N-acetylglucosaminyltransferase activity.